GUUAGGCAAAUUACAACGUAGUUUCAAACCCUUACAUACUUGCAGCAUUGUAGCCGCCGCCGCUUUCUGGCCAUAAUGGCACAAGGCUCUUGCGCUGAUUGCCCCGAAUCCGUUCGAAAUGUGCGCGGCUUACUGUAUAGGAGGUUUAGGGUAACAAUGGUAUCAGGACGCGUAUUGGAGGGGGACUUCACAUGCUUGGACAAACAGGGGAAUAUUGUCCUCAGCAACACAUAUGAGCAGGCGACGACUGCCUCAGGCGCUCGGGAAGAGCGCCACAUGGGUCUGGUGCUUGUGCCUUUCGAUCAGCAGGCCAAAGUCGAGCUGCAGACAACCCUAGACGAGGAGGUGUCCUUGCUAAAAAUAAUGGACGAGCGCCAACCGGCGCAAGCACAAAAGGUGGC
Astrephomene gubernaculifera is the source of this 401-nucleotide messenger RNA. Lineage: Eukaryota; Viridiplantae; Chlorophyta; Chlorophyceae; Chlamydomonadales; Astrephomenaceae. The record is from the annotation of a GenBank genome assembly.